Linum trigynum is the source of this 1308-nucleotide messenger RNA. Lineage: Eukaryota; Viridiplantae; Streptophyta; Magnoliopsida; Malpighiales; Linaceae. The record is from the annotation of a GenBank genome assembly.
UUCUCUAGUUUCUCUCCACCGCGGUAAACACUAAACACACGUUUCAAUCUCCCCACAUGCUCUGCCAUCUCAGCUGACACCCACUCUCUGCGCUCUUAGUUCAAGGUCGGGUUCAGACUUCAAUCGAGGUGGAAUCCAGCGACGCUUCUGAUUGAACAAGACGAAGAAGAAGAAGAUCGAAAGCGAAAUUUGGGAUUUUGGGUUUCUUCUCUCUAUGGACCGGAAUCGAGAAAGUCGACAUCUUUGUUGAUGCCGGAGACGAGCAACGGCGGCGGGUGAUUAUACGUAAUAGUAAUAAGGGAGGAGCGGCGGCGGGAACCCCAUCGCGAGCGAGAUGCGCCGAGAGAUGCUUGUCUGGGUUCAUCCCAAAUAUUUCAUUCUCUUCACUGGCAUUCUAAUUCUGCUCAUUUUCGCCUUCUAUAACUCACAAACGGCUCAAGAGAAUAGAGAUGCGGAAUAUGAGAUCACUCAUAGAGUAUACUUGGAUAUUGAUAUUGAGGAGCAACGUUUAGGUAGAAUCGUUAUUGGAUUAUAUGGUCAGGUUGUACCGAAAACUGUAGAAAACUUCAGGGCAUUGUGUACAGGUGAAAAGGGCACGGGGACAAGUGGGAAGCCUCUCCACUACAAAGGAACACCAUUCCAUCGAAUCGUUUCAGGGUUCGUGAUCCAAGGUGGUGACAUAGUCCAUGGAGAUGGGAAGGGGAGCGAAUCCAUCUAUGGUGGUACAUUUCCAGAUGAGAAUUUCAAAGUAAAACACUCCCAUGCAGGCGUUGUGUCAAUGGUAAAUACAGGACCAGAUUCAAAUGGGUCGCAGUUUUUCAUCACCACCAUAAAAUCCAGCUGGUUGGAUGGAGAGCAUGUUGUGUUUGGAAGAGUAGUUCAAGGGAUGGACUAUGUAUAUGCAAUUGAAGGUGGAGCUGGAACUUACAGUGGGAAACCCAGAAAGAAAGUUUUCAUUGCAGACUCUGGUGAAAUACCAAAAAACAAGUGGGAUGAAGAAACAAGAUAACCCCCACAACCAAGAAAGUCCAUAAAAGCCCCCUGUUUUUUUUUUUUUUUUUUUUUUUUUUUUGUAGCUUUGUUCAAAUUCAUUACUUGCCUCUUUGUAUCAUCUGUUAUCAUCUUCACUAAUUAUUAUUCAUAUAAUCUUAAAUCUGCUAGAAAAAAAGAAACCAGCCCCUCUUCUCACUUAGAAAAUGUAUUCCAAGCUUCAUCUUUUUCUUCCCUUUUACCUUCUUCUGCCUCCCAUGAUUUUGGUUUUAAAUAUGUACUUUUGGAAAAUGUGAUUAAUAUAAACUUCCCAUUUAA